AUGGGCAACAUCUGCUCCCGCUCCUCGAACGAGGACGAAGCCUUCGCCGGCCCUGGUCGUGUCGUGGGUGCCCCACCGGCUGGACAGUCGGCAGCGCCGCGCGCCUCUGUUCCUGCCAGCACAACCUGGAAGAACACCCCAGGGCGGACACUAGGAGAGAGCUCCCCGCACCAAGGCGACGGUGACGAGGCGAGGUCGAAUGCUGCGAUAGCUGCGCAGGCGAACUUGAGAUUGGCCUUGCAGAAACGAGCUGAAGCAUUAUCUUCCACAAACAAAGGGAAACUAGGCACCAAGCUUGCUGCGCAGAAAGCCAAGACUCAAACACAGACGUUGAACGAGGCGAGUCAUGCCGAGCUGGCCGCGCGCGACGAUGCGGAGGUGCGAAAGGCCACAGAGUGGAAUUAG
Penicillium canariense is the source of this 405-nucleotide messenger RNA. RefSeq lists its product as uncharacterized. The record is from RefSeq and is a predicted model, not a curated record. Bases 1 to 405 code for a protein of 134 amino acids. The transcript has 2 exons. NCBI's taxonomy places the organism in Eukaryota, Fungi, Ascomycota, Eurotiomycetes, Eurotiales, Aspergillaceae.